UAGCGUGAGUCGAGUGGGUCGUGUGGAUACUGAAGCCGCGGCCAGAGUUUUAUAUUCAUAUCACACUUUUUAUUUAUCGUACAUUUAUUUCAGAGUUUGAGAUGUUCAACAGACAGACGAGUCUAUGGAUGGGUGAUCUGGACCCAUACAUGGAUGAGAGCUUCAUUAAGCAGGCUUUCAGCACAAUGGGAGAGACGGCAUAUGGAGUCAAGAUCAUCACCCACAGAAUUACAGGGGGUUCGGCGGGAUACUGUUUUGUGGAGCUGGCUGACGAGGCAAGCGUCGACCGCUGUGUCCACAGACUCAACGGAAAACUGGUACCUGGAUCAAACCCGCCCCGGAAGUUUAAACUAAACUAUGCCACCUACGGGAAAAGGCCGGAGGCAGGGCCAGAGUUCUCAGUGUUUGUGGGCGACCUGGCCUCUGAGGUGGAUGACUACCAGCUUCACCAGGUCUUUAAGAAGUACCCUUCGUGCAAAGGAGCCAAAGUAGUCACCGAUCAGUACGGCAACUCCAGAGGCUAUGGCUUUGUGAAGUUCGGGGAGGAGAGUGAACAGAAAAAGUCCAUUGAGGAAUGCCAGGGGACGAUGCUGGGCGGCAAACCACUGAGGCUCAGUAUUGCCGUAGCAAAGACCCAAAAACUGAGCAGCUACCACGGUGGGCAGGCCCAGAACUAUCAUGGCAGCUACAAUCAGCAGCAGUCUGGUUAUUAUGGCAGCCAUAACAGCGGUGGACAGGGGGGUUACUACCCCCAGUGGGGCGGCUAUGACCAGUAUGGUGGCUACGGCAACAAUGGCUACAACACUGGGUAUAACAGUGGGUAUAAUUACAAUUAUGGACACUAUGGUUACCCCCCACCUGGGCACAUGAUGGGGCCACCACCACCUAUGGGGGUGCCACCGACGUCAUCUGACAUGUCAGGAGCUGUAGAGAGCCACGAGGUGACUGAAGAUGUGGAAGAGGACAUUGGAGAAGAGACUAUUCCUGAAGUAGAUGUGGACCAGUGUAACAAAGAUUUCAUGCAGCGCAGUGAGGAGCUGUACGACGCUUUGAUGGACUGCCAGUGGCAGCCACUGGACUCGGUCACCUCCGCUAUCCCUUCCCUCUCCUGAUGCCUCCAUUCCCCUCCUUCCUCUAUGGAGCCAUUUUGUCUCCCCAUAUCACCCAAUCCUCCUACGUGUCUUUUCUCCGGCUCUCCCUCCUCUUAUGAGCUUUCACAAUGUCACUGUAACACUGUUGAAAAUUGUAAAAUACACAGUGUACUUAAUUCCUGGCUUUAAGUGUUGGUGUGUUUGCUAUGUUAUUUAGGAAAUGAGUAAUGUAGCAGUGCAAGUGCAUUACACAUACUGUGGUGUUUUCUGUAGGACUUUCCCUUUGCUCAGUCUUUUGUACACCACCACAGAGGUGAGAGACUGACAGUCAGUGGGGUCAGUAUUGGGACAGCGAGCUAUAUUUGCAUUUUGAUUUGUCAACACAUCUACAGUGAAUGUUGAAUUUGAGCAAAAUGAGCCAGCUGGUGGAGGGGUAUCAAUGUUAAACCAUGUGACAACAGAUCUAUCUGCACUGUUCACUAUCUCAAUACUGGAUUGAGUCUUGUUGGUUCUCUAUCUUGGAACAAUGUUAAAAUGAAAAAACCAGCACUAUAGGCUAACUGUCAGCCAUCGCAUCUUUUGAUUAAUUGAUAUGCACAAUGUUUUCCCUGUUUGGAUACAGCCGUAAAUCAGUAGCAAAGUCACUUAAAACAAUGCCUUUUAUUUGCCAUGGCUGCCAGGUAGCUAGUUUGUAUAUACUGAGUUUCAGUUUUCCAGUGUUUGAGUGUUUUCCUUUUUGUUUUUUUUGUUUUGUUUUAUUUUGUUGGAGGAAUACAAUGACAAUACCCCGUCCCCCACAAUCUUAUUUUCUCUACAGAUUUUAUUAAAAUUUGUGUCCUUUUUGAAAAGCAAAAUUGAUCAUAUUGCAUCAUUUCUCAUUGCUAAGGUUAAUUUAUGCUAAAUAAUUCAUCACAAUGUUUGAAUAAAAGAAAGUGUUUCUUUAUUUGGUUUUAAGCAGAGCGACACUUUGCCGGAGUACAUUGAAGUGUUUAUUUGGCUGUAUCAGAUACCAAGAAAUCAUCAUUUGCUAUCUGAUAGGAGAUAUUUUGUAUUUGCUUUGUCUGGAGAACUUUUAUCAAUAAAACUGAUUCAGAAGGAAGAUGGCCUUGUCUGCCCUGCUCAUUGCAGGAAAGUAAACAAUCAAUUGCUAGCUGCCUUUUCAGAGAAAAGUCAAAUAGAGCUUUUUAUUAUUGAACUGUCUAGACCAGUCAAAGACACUUAAACACAGGCAGAUGGAAACUGCAGUGUACAGUGAUGGCCAUGGUGGUGGCUUUUUCCAAAUAACAAUCUAAUGGAUUAUUUUAAAAUAAUACGAGGCAUCUCACCAUUAUUAAUUAAAGACCAGACACUUGGGGUGGGGCGCCCUGGUGGAGUGCAUACCACAUUAGACAGUCCUUACCACAGCAGCCUGGGUUUGAAUCUGGCCUGGGCCCCUUGCUGCAU
Molecule: messenger RNA, 2534 nt
Organism: Lampris incognitus (smalleye Pacific opah)
Lineage: Eukaryota; Metazoa; Chordata; Actinopteri; Lampriformes; Lampridae
Gene: trnau1apb
Product: tRNA selenocysteine 1 associated protein 1b
Exons: 9
Coding region: 102-1112 (336 amino acids)
Molecular function (GO): RNA binding
Source: RefSeq, a predicted model, not a curated record